AUGGACCCUUUUGUUAAUAUUACUACAGUUAUUGAUGCAGUUUAUUUAAAUUGUAAUUAGUUCAAGACAACAACAUCCACGUUUUUGAGAGUAAUGGAAAAUGAUACUCUUCUUUAUUUCUCCAUGUUUGAAAACAUGGGCCACUUUCGAUACCUUUACUUCAUUUUAGGAUCUCUCCUAUAUUGUACUAUUUUGUUCUUCAAUGUCAUUAUAAUUCUUGUAAUAUUUAUGGUAUCUUCUUUGCACCAGCCUAUGUAUAUUUUGAUAGCAUGUUUAUCAAUUAAUUCUCUUUAUGGCACUGCUGGCUUCUUUCCAAGAUUACUAACUGAUUUGUUAUUAUAUUCUCAUUCAAUCACUCGUUCUGGAUGUCAUGUACAAACGUUUGUCAUUUAUACCUAUGCAUCAUAUGAAUUUACAAUUUUAACAUUAAUGGCAUAUGACAGAUUUGUUGCUAUAAGUAAGCCAUUGCAAUACCACAGCAUUAUGACACCUAAGAUGCUUAUUGUUAUGGUAGCUAUUUCUGGGAUUUAUCCAAUGCUUUCUAUUGGUCUUGGGAUAAUUUUCACUGCUAGAUUAAGAUUGUGUGGUAAUAACUUAAGAAAAUUGUAUUGCAACAAUUGGAUCAUUGCAAAGCUCUCUUGUGAAAAUGCUACUUUUGAAAACAUUUAUGGCUUUGUUGUGCUAGUAACUACAGUUUUAAUCCCAUUUAGUUUCAUUUUGUAUUCUUAUAUUAAAAUUCUUAUGAUUUGUCAGAAAUCUUCAAAAGAGUUCAAGAGCAAAGCUUAUCACACUUGCCUUCCUCAUCUAGUGACUUUUGUUAACUACUCAAUUACCAUCUUCUGUGAAAUGACCUUUACCCGUUUUGAAAAUUUACCUCCAGUAAUAGCUAUCAUUCUGUCAUUAGAGUUUCUGAUUAUACCUCCUCUCCUAAAUCCUGUUGUUUAUGGCCUUAAUUUUCCUGAAAUUCGCAGAAAAAUUCAACAUCAUCUAAAAGUAUCAAAAAAAUGUGCUGCUCCUCAACGUGCAGGCUGAACCUUUUGCCAUGCUAUCAUGUAGAGAGUAGCUACCAUGGUUUACUAAUAUUAGGAAAUAUUUUCAUUCUUAAAUAAAUAUACUGUCAUAGGUACAAAGUGAAUAUGUCGCAUUCCCGAUUCUGACCUAUAAUUAAUACAUAUACUGUGCUGUGAUAUUAAAAUGUCUUUAUUCAUUCAGAAACAAUGUGCAUGAUAAAUUUGCUCAUAGUACAAAACGAUAAAAUACUUUAUGUUUAAUAUCUUUCACUGUUGUUAAUGCCAACAUUCUAUUAACAGUUUCCCAGUCUUUCCCAUACUUUAUUACCAAGCAUUAAAUGUUUUUAUUUUAUGCUUUACAACAGCUAAAUUAUAAAUAUAUGAAAAUAAAUGGA
Molecule: messenger RNA, 1405 nt
Organism: Pangasianodon hypophthalmus (striped catfish)
Lineage: Eukaryota; Metazoa; Chordata; Actinopteri; Siluriformes; Pangasiidae
Product: olfactory receptor 51L1-like
Exons: 2
Coding region: 94-1032 (312 amino acids)
Biological process (GO): G protein-coupled receptor signaling pathway
Cellular component (GO): membrane
Molecular function (GO): olfactory receptor activity; G protein-coupled receptor activity
Source: RefSeq, a predicted model, not a curated record